Molecule: messenger RNA, 2566 nt
Organism: Salvia miltiorrhiza (redroot sage)
Lineage: Eukaryota; Viridiplantae; Streptophyta; Magnoliopsida; Lamiales; Lamiaceae
Product: auxin efflux carrier component 7-like
Exons: 6
Coding region: 154-2100 (648 amino acids)
Biological process (GO): auxin polar transport; auxin export across the plasma membrane
Cellular component (GO): plasma membrane; endoplasmic reticulum
Molecular function (GO): auxin efflux transmembrane transporter activity
Source: RefSeq, a predicted model, not a curated record
CACACAAUGUCGUGUAUUUACACUUCCCCUCUCUCUCUCUAAAAAUACCAAUUUCUCUUUCCUGUUUAGGAAUUGGCAGAGAUUUAUUCCUGCAACAGUCGAGCUAGCUUUGCUCAGCAACAGCCGCAGAGAAAUUAUUCGAUUCUCAGAGAGAUGAUUACGUGGCACGAUCUCUACGUAGUGCUAACGGCGGUGAUCCCGCUCUACGUGGCGAUGAUUCUGGCCUACGGCAGCGUGCGGUGGUGGAAGAUCUUCACGCCGGACCAGUGCUCCGGCAUCAACCGCUUCGUCGCCAUCUUCGCCGUGCCGCUGCUCUCAUUCCACUUCAUCUCCAGGAACGACAUCUACACCAUGAAUUUCCGCUUCAUCGCCGCCGACACGCUGCAGAAGAUCAUCAUGCUCGUGGUGCUCUCGCUGUGGGCGAAUCUCACCCGCAGCGGCAGCCUCGAGUGGUCGAUCACGAUUUUUUCGCUCUCCACCCUGCCGAACACGCUCGUGAUGGGGAUCCCCUUGCUCAUCGCCAUGUACGGCGAGUACGCGGGGAAUUUGAUGGUGCAGGUGGUGGUGCUGCAGUGCAUCAUCUGGUACACGCUCCUGCUCUUCCUCUUCGAGUACCGCGGCGCCAAGAUGCUGAUUAUGGAGCAGUUCCCGGAGACGGCGGCGUCGAUCGUCUCCUUCAAGGUGGAGUCCGACGUCGUCUCGCUCGACGGCCAGGACUUUCUGGAGACGGACGCGGAGAUCGGCGGCGACGGGAAGCUCCACGUUAGGGUUCGGAAAUCCAGCGCCUCGCGGCGGUCGUUCUCCGGGAUUACGCCGCGGCCGUCGAAUCUCACCGGCGCCGAGAUUUACAGCUUGAGCUCGUCGCGGAAUCCGACGCCGAGGACCUCCAAUUUCAACCACUCCGAUUUCUACUCGAUGAUGGGGUUUGGAGGUAGAUUGUCGAAUUUCGGCAACUCCGACACGGGGAGGCUGUCCAACUUCAAUGUCGGCGAUAUGUGCUCGGUGCAGUCGUCGAGAGGGCCGACGCCGAGGCCGUCCAAUUUCGAGGAGAACUGCGCGCCGGGAGGGCUCAUGACUUCCCCCAGAUUCGGCUACUAUCCGCCGCAGCCUGCAGCUCCGAUGGCUUCUUACCCUGCUCCCAAUCCCGAAAUCGCCUCCGCCGUGCCCAAAUCCGCGAAACCUCACCACCAAUUAGGCAAUAAGGCUAAUAAUCACGACGCGAAAGAGCUCCACAUGUUCGUGUGGAGCUCCAGCGCCUCGCCGGUCUCCGAGGUCGGCGGCGGCGGCCUGCACGUCUUCGGCGGCCAGGAUUUCGGCGCCUCCGAGCAAUCCGGGAGGUCCGAUCAAGGCGCCAAGGAAAUCCGGCUAUUGGUCACCGAUAAUCCCCAAAAUGGGGAGACCAAAGCCGUUUCGCAAGGUGGGGAGUUCGUUGGGGAGGAAUUCAGCUUCGGGAGAGGAGAGAGAGAUCACGGAGAUCAUGAUCAGGUGAGAGAAAAAGACGGUCCUCACAGGCUGUCGAAGCUGGGGUCCAGCUCCACCGCCGAGCUCGACCCCAAGGCGGCCGCCGCGGGCGGCGCCGCCGCCGCCAAACACAUGCCGCCGGCUAGCGUGAUGACACGCCUCAUCUUGAUCAUGGUCUGGCGCAAGCUCAUCAGAAAUCCCAACACCUACUCCAGCCUCAUUGGCCUCAUUUGGUCCUUGGUCGCUUACAGGUGGAAUGUGCACAUGCCCAAAAUCGUAGUGGGGUCGAUCGCCAUCCUCUCCGAUGCCGGCCUCGGCAUGGCCAUGUUCAGCUUAGGUCUGUUCAUGGCGCUUCAGCCGAAGAUAAUCGCGUGUGGUAACACGGUGGCGACCUUCGCCAUGGCCGUGCGGUUUCUCACCGGCCCCGCCGUCAUGGCCGCCGCCUCCAUCGCCGUCGGCCUCCGCGGCAGCCUUCUCCACGUCGCGAUUGUGCAGGCGGCGCUUCCGCAAGGGAUAGUUCCAUUUGUUUUUGCGAAAGAGUAUAAUGUGCAUCCAGCAAUUCUCAGCACUGCAGUCAUUUUCGGAAUGCUGAUCGCGCUCCCAAUCACUCUGGUCUACUAUAUUCUCCUAGGGUUAUAGGAUUUGGGGUUUUUUUUCUUUUUCGAGAGGAGCCGACGACGUCGUUUCGAGGAUAAUUUUUUGACUUUGAUUAUCGCCCUCGUAUGAUCCGAAGAUGGCGGGAAUUGAGGCGAUUGGUCGGCGGUGGUGUGCGCAAUGCAGAGGAAAACAGGGGGCAAAAAAGGGGCAAAAAAUUCUAAAUUAUUAUUAUAUCCGAGUCUCGUCUUUUUGCAAUGCAAAAUGCCUAUUAAUUAGGCUUUAAUCUAUCUUUGUUGUUUGUUAAUAGUUUUUUUUUUUUUAAUUUCUCAAAUCUUGUGGAAUUAGGGAUUUGUUGAAGGGGAGAUGAAUAGUUUUUUUCCUGGAUCCUGUAGCUUUGCCUUCGUUUUGAUCAUUAGUUUUAUGUUUCUAUUUUGUCGUUUUAUUCGACACGGUGUAAAUUAGUUUUAGGAUGAUUAAUGAUAAAUUACUAGGGUAUUUGUUGUGUUAA